Messenger RNA from Sclerotinia trifoliorum, 2995 nucleotides. The record is from the annotation of a GenBank genome assembly. NCBI's taxonomy places the organism in Eukaryota, Fungi, Ascomycota, Leotiomycetes, Helotiales, Sclerotiniaceae.
UCAAUUAUACCAAAAGAUCGGAAUUACCUUAUGAAAAAUCCUGAAAUCACGAUAAGACGAUUGUUGCAGGGGAAAAACCUUCUCCGCCUUCUGUGUGACAUUACAGUAUUCACUUGGCUGAGAAAUUCGGAUGUAGACUUGUUGAUAUGUUUACCUUUAUGGAGCUUGGCACUAUAGCACGACAUAUGGGUGCUAGAUAACAAUCCAAUCAGCCGGCCCCAAUGGGAUGGGUGGUGGAUAUAUAUAAAGUUCGGCCCUUGCCUAAACACUUACCUUUUGAUUUCAUUCCUCUUCUGCCACUUUUCUCUCAAUUCAACCAGGACAUUCUCUCAUCAUGCUGUUCACGAUGAGGAGUUCCUUGUCGUUGCUGGGACUCUUGUCCACAGGGCUAGUCCAUGCUGCCUACACCAAUUCUACACCGAUAUUCACUCCUCAAGCGAUGUUGAGUUCUCCUCGUCGAGGAUCAGCAAUUCCAAAUGGGGACGGAACGCUUGCACUCUAUACCGUGGCUACCUAUUCAUUUGAGAAGCAUCACAAUGCUCAUGAGCUUCGUGUGAUGAAUCUGGCGAACGGUACAUCAUGGCUUUUCAGCAAUUCGAGCUCAAUCAGCAAUGCUAAGGUAAGCUUGAUCUGUUCACCCAGUCUUUUUUAACUACCUCGUCCUCUUGGCUGGUUUCAGACCUUACUUUUAUGUUUCAUGAUAUACACUCCUGUCGCUUGCCAAAUACAUCUUUAACUUCUCAUUUCCUCAUUGAGCCCCAAUACCGUUUCUUGAUAGGCAAUACUGACUCCUCGAUCUUCAGUGGCUGGGUGAUGGAAGCAAGAUUAUCUGGUUUGUAUCGGAAGAUGAUGGAUCUACUAGCUUUGUCGUUGGAGAUGCGGCAGCACCAGGUGCCAAGUGAGUAUCCUAUUUCCUCUCGUCAUGUGGUCUUCUGCUGUCACCAUAUCAUGGAAGCCCCAAUACAAUUUUCUGCUCAAAUUUUGGACUAAAUCUGACGUCGUUACAGGCCUACCCCGGCGGGUUCGGUUCCUGGAUCAGUGGACAACCUUAAACUCGUCAGCAUCGGCAAUGGUACUCUUGGAGUUGCAUUCAGCGGCCAAGCUUCACCUAAUGGUACUCUUUACAAUGCCGAGCUCGCUUCAACACCUUAUUCCACCGGAAGAGCUUAUACCUCAAUUUUUAUAAGACAUUGGGACACAUGUAAGAGCUCAACACUCAUGUCACUGUCUAAGGCUAAUAUAAAUUAGACAUUACGCGUGAGAGAAACAGCCUUUGGUACGCCGCUUUAUCAAAGUCUGAAAGCGGUUACACACUCAGUGAACCAAUUAAUGCUUUGAAUGGUUCUGGUCUUGAAUCACCAGUUCCGCCAUUUGGUGCAACAAACAGGUGAGUGACUGACGUCAUAUUCCUGUUCGGGAAAUUCCUAACAAGUGAAUAGCUUCGAUAUUGGUACCAAGGGCUUAUCUUUUAUUGCCAAGGAUAUCACUUUGAAUCAAGCUACCACAACCAAGUCGGAUGUUUACUACAUACCGUUGAAAACAUUUACCGAAACCUGUCCAGAACUCAAAGUAGUUUCUACUCCUGAUCUCGAAGGUGCUUCUGACAAUGUAGUCUUCUCGCCCUCUGGAUCAUCACUCGCCUUUGUCCGUAUGAAGCAUAUCAGCUACGAAAGUGACAAGAACCGUAUUUUACAGGUAGCAGAUGUCACUUCCGAUUUGACGGCCGUAGAAUUCUACGCUUCGGAGGAUGGAAAGGGGUCCUGGGAUCGUAGCCCAAGUACACUUAGUUAUAGUCAAGAUGGCGAGUCUCUCUAUGCAGUAGCUGAAGACUUUGCCAGGGUUCGAUUAUUCACUUUGUCUUCUGACCCUGCAAACACAACUCUUCCAUCCAUUAUCUUCAAGGACGGUGGUGUAACAGACCUCUACCAACAAGGAAAGGAUAAAAUACUUGUUAGCAGCUCAAGCUUCCUCGAUAACUCCGUCUUCUCAUCCGUUGAUCCUAUUGUUUCCGCUGCUACCAACGCAUCGUCUGGUGUUACCACCAUCUCUGCCAACCUCGAUAGUCUCAAGGCGUAUGGACUUUCCCGCGACUUCAUCUCCGAUAUUUACUACCAGGGCGAUGGUGAUUACUUAGUUCAUGCCUGGGUCAUCAAACCUAGUACAUUCGUCGAAGGUCAAACAUAUCCUUUAGCAUUUUACAUUCAUGGUGGUCCGCAAGGAGCUACAGAGGAUCUUUGGAGUAACCGUUGGAAUAUGGCCGUCUUCGCUGAACAGGGCUAUAUCGUCGUCGCUUUCAACCCAACCGGAAGCACAGGUUUCGGUCAAGAACUCACCGAUGGGAUUCAAAACCAAUGGGGCGGCAGACCGUACAACGAUCUUGUCAAAGGCUGGGAGUACAUCGAAGAGAAUCUUUCAUACGUUGACACGGAUCGUGCUAUCGCCUUGGGUGCUAGUUAUGGUGGAUACAUGGUAAACUGGAUUCAAGGCCAACCUUUUGGACGGAAAUUCAAGGCUUUAUUCACACAUGACGGAUGUUUCUCCACUCUUUCCCAAUACUCCUCGGAAGAACUGUGGUUCAUGCAACAUGAUUUCAACGGAACUCUUUGGGAAAACUUUGACAAUUACGCGCGUUGGAAUCCGGCAAAUCAUACGGAUGCGUGGUCGACACCUCAUCUCAUUAACCACAAUGAGUUAGAUUAUCGUCUUCCAAUUUCAGAAGGCAUCGCUGCGUUUAAUGUCCUUCAGGCAAAGGGUAUUAAGAGUAAAUUCUUGAGCUUCCCGGAUGAGAAUCAUUGGGUUCUGAAUCAGGAGAAUAGUUUGGUGUGGCAUAAGACGGUUUUCGAUUGGUUGAAUGAACACGUUGGCUUGCCUGAGUAUUCUAGCCCUGAUGAUGCGGAUUAUAGGGCGCUCUUGCAGAGUGGACCUUGGAUCUGAGGAAUGGAAAAGGAUAAUGUGAAAAGUUUAUUAAUAGGAUAGUUUUGAUAUGUAAUUUGGA